This is a messenger RNA of Radiomyces spectabilis, 1656 nucleotides long. RefSeq names its product P-loop containing nucleoside triphosphate hydrolase protein. Bases 1 to 1656 code for a protein of 551 amino acids. Gene Ontology annotation, biological process: transmembrane transport. NCBI's taxonomy places the organism in Eukaryota, Fungi, Mucoromycota, Mucoromycetes, Mucorales, Radiomycetaceae. The transcript has 8 exons. Gene Ontology annotation, molecular function: ATP binding; ABC-type oligopeptide transporter activity; ATP hydrolysis activity. Gene Ontology annotation, cellular component: membrane. The record is from RefSeq and is a predicted model, not a curated record.
AUGUGGACUUUACGACCUGUUUACUGCGAAGCCGUGGCUCCACCUUCGUUCGCUGCCAAGCAGAAAGCAGUAACGAAAGAACAUGUUGUCGCAGCCAUUGAAUCCAAACGACCUAGACCGUCAUUACUGAAAAAUAUUUGGGAACUUGUCAAACCUGAUUUCGUGCUUUUAUGCUUUAUUGUGCUCACGGCCGUAUGUGCAGCCGUAGCCCACUUGCAAACACCCGUUAUUACUGGAGAGCUUAUUACUGUGAUACAAGCCGCCGCCAAGGGCGUAGAAUCAUUGUCCUUGGAAGAUUUGAACGGACCUGCCUUGAAACUUUUUACUCUCCUUUCUGCCCAAGGCGUCUUCACAUUUUUGCAUAUAUCGCUGGUAUCCAUGUUUGGUGAGAACGUAGCCAAGCGUUUGCGAACUCGAUUGUUUUCUGCUAUUGUGCAACAGGAUAUGUCCUUCUUUGAUACCCAUCGCAGUGGCGAGUUGGUCGGUAGACUUACCUCUGAUGUUGCAGAAUUCAAGAGUACGUUUAAACAACUGGUUACCCAAGGACUAAAGGCUGUGACGCAAACAGUGGGAUCAGCAGUUCACUUGUUCAGAAUUUCGGCCCCGUUGACGCUGACCAUGCUGGCUACCAUGCCCGUUCUUUAUGUGCUACUGAAUAUUUAUGGCGCUUAUCUUCGACGAUUAAGCAAAUACAGCAAAGGAUUAGAUGGUCAAGCGAGUGGGAUUGCCGGUGAAGUGCUCUCCAACAUGCGCACUGUGCGCGCAUUUGCUGCUGAAGAACGCGAAAUGGAAUAUUAUGGCAACGCCUGCGGAAAAGUCGCCAAUGCCAACAAACACAUGGGAAUGCAUAUUGGUGUCUUCCAAGGCUUGACGAAUAUUUCCAUUGGAUUAAUGGUAUUGACUAUUCUCUAUCGUGGAGGAUCACUUGUUGCCCGCAAUGAAAUGACUCAUGGAGAUCUAAUGACCUAUCUUUUGUCCACGCAAACUGCACAACAAUCUUUGGUAUCGUUGGGUGUCCUUUUUGGACAAACCAUCAAAGCCGCGGCCUCAGCCGCUCGUGUCUUUGAGUUCAUUCAUCUUCAUCCUCAAGUGCCUCUUCACGGCGGAGAGUUGAUCCAUUUUGUUUCUGGCGACGUCAAAUUUGAAAAUGUGGAAUUUGCUUAUCCGUCACGGUCAGAUCAGCAAGUAUUGAACGGAUUUAAUCUUACCAUACCUGCCGGCACCACUGUCGCCCUUUGUGGCCCGUCUGGUUCGGGCAAAUCGACGAUUGCUUCGCUUUUGGAACGAUUCUAUGAACCUACCGAUGGUCAUAUCUACCUUGACGGCCAAAACCUUGGCACACUAGAUCCGUCCUGGCUCAGAAAUCAUAUUGGUUUUAUCAAUCAGGAACCUGUAUUGUUUGCAACGACGAUUCUGGAAAACAUUCGAUAUGGACGUCCGGAAGCUACCAUGGAAGAAGUUCGUGAAGCGGCUCGCAAAGCGAAUGCCGAGGUAUUCAUUCAAGGGUUCCCUGAUGGAUAUAACACCAUUGUGGGCGAACGUGGAGCAUCUCUGUCUGGAGGUCAAAAGCAACGUAUUGCCAUUGCUCGCGCUAUUCUGAAAGAUCCAAAGAUCCUUAUUCUUGAUGAAGCCACAUCGGCUUUGGACAGUAAGUAA